AUGCAGAAUGCACGCAACCUGUACAAGAACGACGUCGAUUUCGCCGCCCUGGCUUCGCAGUCCCCAGACUUUGCCAAGCAGUAUGUGAACAUUAGACGCGCCGCGGAGAUACCUUUAUUGAAAGUCAAGCACUGUGCGGUAAGUCGGAAAUCCACCCCUUCACAGCAGCCGAGAUACGCAUCUAAUUCCCACGACAGCCAGUUGACCACCAGCCUGCUUCAGCAAGACUUCAAACUCAAGGUCGAGGCGCCGGAUGAUAGACUGUGUCCACCGGUACCCAACAGACUCAAUUAUAUUCUGUGGUUGCAAGACCUGCUCGACUCUACCGGCGGAACGCUGAGAGACGAAUAUGACCGUGAACGCGAAUAUCUACCCACUGCUGGGUUGUACACUCCGGCCACGGUGGCGGUUUAUUGCCACCGCUUCGACUUCACCAUGUGCAACCCGCCCUUCUACUCCUCCCGGGACGAGCUUAUCCACUCUGCCGAACUCAAAGCCCGUCCCCCAUUCUCGGCAUGCACCGGCGCCGAGGUAGAAAUGGUCACUCAUGGAGGCGAGGUAGCCUUCGUAACACGUAUGCUCGAAGAAAGUUUACGAUUGCGUGACCGUGUGCGAUGGUACACCUCAAUGCUGGGCAAACUGAGCAGUGUUUCUGUCAUUGUCGAGAAAUUGAUGAAGCAUAAUAAUCAAAACUACGCCGUCACCGAGUUCGUGCAGGGAAGCAAGACGAAACGUUGGGCUGUGGCAUGGUCUUGGAGUGACCGUCGGCCUUCCAUGGCUGCGGCACGCGGUAUACUGGGGUUGCCAAAACACCUCCUCCCCUUUCCUGCAGAGUACACCUUUACGUUAAACCCCGAAGCAUCAAUUGAUGACACAGGCACCGCUAUAGAUGCGGAGAUGGGCUCACUUCCCUGGUUCUGGACCUGGGAUCGUGCAUUGUGUACCGGUGCUGGAUUCGCAAGUGAGAAUGUCUGGUCUCGACAGGCUCGUCGGAAGAUGAAGCUUGCUGGCCAAGAUGGAGCUGCAGUCAAGCCCACCAGCAUUCCGGACCAAGUGGCACUUGGUGUUCGUGUGCAGGCAAGACUGGUUAUUGGACAGAAACCGGAAAGCAAAGAGGUGCAGGUGCUGAUAUCCUGGAUACAGGGGACGGAUAGUGUGCUUUUUGAGAGCUUUUGUGGAAUGCUUAAGCGGAAGGUGAAUGCGGUGGCUUGA
Molecule: messenger RNA, 1212 nt
Organism: Penicillium riverlandense
Lineage: Eukaryota; Fungi; Ascomycota; Eurotiomycetes; Eurotiales; Aspergillaceae
Product: DUF890 domain protein
Exons: 8
Coding region: 1-1212 (403 amino acids)
Biological process (GO): rRNA base methylation
Cellular component (GO): nucleus
Molecular function (GO): 23S rRNA (adenine(1618)-N(6))-methyltransferase activity
Source: RefSeq, a predicted model, not a curated record